Messenger RNA from Paecilomyces variotii, 2627 nucleotides. Its product is annotated as putative fungal-specific transcription factor. The coding region runs from base 286 to 2463 and encodes 725 amino acids. The record is from RefSeq and is a predicted model, not a curated record. Lineage: Eukaryota; Fungi; Ascomycota; Eurotiomycetes; Eurotiales; Thermoascaceae. Gene Ontology annotation, molecular function: DNA binding; zinc ion binding. Gene Ontology annotation, biological process: DNA-templated transcription. The transcript has 2 exons.
CCGCCAUUGAUUUCACUGGUCAUAUGUCUUAGUCCCUGACCGCAUUGAGCCAGAAUCAUAUCAUAAUAGUUGACUAGGUAGUCAAUACUUCACAAGUCGUGCUGUACUGCUGACUCAUCGUCGCCGACUGCUUCGAACAAAUGAUAAAACGAUAAAACCACCAGAGAAGCCACGCAGUGCACGGAUGAUCGGAUGAUUGGAUAUCACAGCUCAUAACGCAGAUCCUGGUUGCCUUUUAUAUUCAGGGUCUUCUGCUGCCAAGCUGAACAGGAUGCCUCGCCAAGCAUGGCGUCGUCAGAUUUCAUGUCUCAUACCUCGGAAGUAGGAUCCCUGACGACGCACUCGAACGAUGAGAGCCAGUUCGUCGGGAGUUCCAGCGGCGUCUACUUUAUUAAAACGGUCAGACAGGCCUUUUCUCAAGGCGUUACACCGUCAAAUGAUGAGACACAAGGGCAAGACUUUCCUCACCCGGAGGAUACGAUCAUUGGUAGCGAAGACUCACCGUGCGAGAAACAUCCUCCCACGGCUUACGGGACCCCGUACAGCAGUAUAGAUGCUGGGACUCGUCAUCAUCGCUGGGAGUACCAUCCGGCCGUCACACAGGCCUUGGGAGAAGCUCCACCGCUUCAACAAGCGAAAGAAUUGAUGAUGAUGUAUUUCAAAGUCUGGCAUCCGCUAUUUCCGUUCCUCCAUGGACCGACUUUUCUGCAGGAGAUGGAGCUACUAUACUCUACAAGCGGGGGUGCAUCAUCGACUAUAAAUGUACAGUCAGAACAUAAAAGUGCCUGCUGGACAACGAUUUUUCAAUGCGUUUUCAACCUCGCCAGUCUAUUGAAUCCAGGUGUCAACCUACCGCAAGCGUCCAAAAUCAAAUCACCCACAAACAUCCAUACAUUGUUAGGGUUGCUCGUCUACAGACAUGACACUCCGGCUCUUCAGGCAAUGCUGGCCGCGCAAUUAUAUCUCCUAGCCACGAUGUCACUUCGGACGGCGUCGACGGUAGGUGGCUGUAUCCUUAGAUCAAUGCUUCAUGCUGGCUUGCAUCGUUGUCCGUUCCGUUACAAGGAACUUACCUGUCAUGAUCGUCAAUUGCGAAAGAGGAUCUUUUGGAGCGCAUACGCUAUUGACCGCUACCUGAGCCAGGCACUGGGUUUGCCUCUUGGGAUUCAAGAUUCGGACGUUGACGUUUGUCUGCCGGGUGCACAUGAGUUGCAUAAUCCGCUGUCCUCAAGCAGCAUUGCACAAACUGAAGCAUCCCCUAAUCGGACAAUCCCAAAAUCACCUAUGCUGGAGAAUGGACGGUCUGUAGGAAAUCCAUAUCUCGGAAGGACUGAACAGAGCCCCCAUCCUCAACCUUCGAACGACGACUCUAAUUGGCAUCAAGAACAAAAUAACCGAGAAGCUGCGCUGGCAAACUACGUUAUAUCUGGAAGAUUGACUGGCCGAGCAUUAGAGCUCUUCCACAAAUCCAUCCACGUCCGUUCCGUCCGACGCAGCUCGGUUCUCUUUCUGAUAUCCGAUGUCCACAAAUGGUGGAACGGACUACCACCAAGCCUACAAGGAACGCCUCCUCCUAGGCGCAACUGCGAAACAAAAUCCCCUGAAGCUGAUGAACCUUUCGAUCUGGGACCGUUCUUCACGGUCCUUUACCAGCAUCUUAUUCUCCUGAUUAACCGACCAUUGCUGUCUCUAGAUACCUCAAGCCCGGACUUCUGCUCUGGACUUCAGACUUGCAUUGGUGCAGCUAGGGGUAUCUUAUCCGCGUUACAGGCUCAGAUAGACGGAGGCCAAGCGCUGUUCUGGCCGGGCUUCUUAUCAGCAGCAUGGAUGUCGGGGUUGGUGAUUGUUUUUGCUUGUCAACUUAAACAAUACGUUCUUUCGAAAGGUUGUCAAGAGAUCAGCGAAUGCCUCGACAUCCUCAACUUGAUGUCCUCACAAUGGGAUACCGCCAAGCAGUGCCAUACGGCCCUUUCAUCUCUCUUCCUAAAGAUAAAACGCCAAAACAGCAACGACAACAACAAUCCCAACAACUUACUACUCUCCUCAAUUCACGACAACUUCACUCAUCACGCCCAACCCUCCUCUCCAACAACCAUAGCUCCACCAUCAUCAAACACACCCACCAAUCCUCACGAUUACUAUGACUUCCACAGACACAAGCGUCGAAAAACAGACCCGACGAACGAUCCUUCGGAUCAAAAUACUCGAUCUACACAGCAACAACAGCAAUCCCUUCUUCUUCCUCCACCUCCUCUUACUCAGGCAUAUAAUAGUAAUAAUUACAACACCGAAACAACAGCAUCCAUAACUAACAAUAACCCAACAUCAUGGAAUCUAAGCGGUCUCGAAGAUCUUCAAUGGCCAGGUGGUUCUGAGUCUGCUACGAAUUUUGAUCUGAAUAUGACGGAUCUGUUUCAUGGGGAUUGUUUGUUUGAUUUAUCGGGACCGUCUGCGGAGUCUUGAUUCGAGAUCGUGAUGAUUCAUGUUCGGUUCACGUGCAUACAUAUACAUGUGUGUGUGUGUAUGUAUUAGGGCAAGACAUCAUCGUCACCUAGAGAAAAGCAGAAAGAAUUCAUAACUAUAGUCAUGAGCUGCGAUCACUCAUCGUUGUAUUUUGUAGAUGAAAU